AUGUCUUUGGAGGGAAAAACUGCUCUUAUUACUGGUGGUACCAAAAACCUUGGCAAACUGACUGCCAUAGAGCUUGCUUCUAAACAUAAGGCAAACUUGUUCUUGCACUACAAUUCGGUGCAAGGAGAUGAGAAAAGUCUCGCUCAAGAACUUUCGAGCAAAUAUGGCGUGAAGGUCGAGCUAUACCAGGGCAACUUGGGGUCCGCAGAAAACGUUGCAAAGCUUUUCGAAGCAGCGAAAGCCAAAUUCGGUUCAAUCGACGUUGCCGUCAAUAAUGUGGGCAAAGUCCUCAAAAAACCCAUCGCGGAAGUAACUGAGAAGGAAUUCGACGAAAUGGACCUCGUCAACAACAAGAUUGCCUUUUUCUUCAUUGCCCAGGCCGCCAAGCACGUCAGCCCCGGCGGUAGCAUAAUUUCGCUGGUCACCUCCUUGUUGGCCGCUUAUACGCCAUUCUACGCGGUGUACCAGGGAACUAAAAGCGCCGUCGAAUAUUACAGCAAGAGUGCAUCCAAGGAGCUCAUUGAUAAGCGGAUCUCAGUCAACUGUAUUGCUCCAGGUCCUAUGGACACUCCAUUUUUCUAUGCUCAGGAACAGCCUGAGGCAGUCGAAUUCUACAAAUCCGCCGCUUUUGACCAUAGAUUAACCAAGAUUGAAGACAUUGCACCAAUCGUUUCGUUUUUGGUCUCUAGUGGUACUUGGAUUACCGGACAGACUUUGUACGCUUCCGGUGGUAUGACUGCUCAUUGA
Lachancea lanzarotensis is the source of this 747-nucleotide messenger RNA. Its product is annotated as LALA0S01e19108g1_1. The transcript has a single exon. Lineage: Eukaryota; Fungi; Ascomycota; Saccharomycetes; Saccharomycetales; Saccharomycetaceae. The record is from RefSeq and is a predicted model, not a curated record. Bases 1 to 747 code for a protein of 248 amino acids.